AUGCGUUUCUCUACCGUUAUCCCCAGCGCUCUUGUCGGCCUUGCAAGCCUUUCGGCUGCCGCCCCUACCAAGAACAUCCCCAGCGAAGGUGCUGUUGCAGACAUUGCAGAGGCGGCCGAUGCAGCGAACGUUGACAACAUCACCAAGCGUGCUGAAGACGCCGCCAGCGAUGAGCAGAAGAACCAGAACGACGAAUACUUCGUUAACCCCGCUUCCCCUGCUGGCCAGCCCCAGCCCGGCUUCGGCCAGUCCGGUUACGGCACUAACGCUGGUGCUGCUGCUCCUGGCUUCCGCCAGUCUGGAUACGCCCCUCGUCCCGGCUACGCCCCGCGCCCUGCCCCGUACGGCGGAUUUGCUAAGCGCGAUGAGAACGGCGGCGAGUACUUCGUGAACCCCCAGCACGGCCAGGGUGGUUAUGGUGUUGCUCAGGGCUAUGGUCGCCCUGGAUUUGCUCCCGGCACUGCCCCUUACCCCGAGUACGCUCCGGGUACCGCUCCCUACCCUGAGGUUACCAAGCGCGACGAGAACAGCGGAGAGUACUUUGUCAACCCCAACCAGGGUCAGCCCGGUUACGGCCGCCCCCAGGGCUACGGCCGUUCUGGGUACGCCCCGGGUACCGCUCCCUAUCCCGAAUACGCUCCAGGCACCGCUCCCUACCCUGAGGUCACUAAGCGCGACGAGAACAGCGGAGAAUACUUCGUCAACCCCAACCAGGGUCAGUUCGGCUACGGCCACCCCCAGGGCUACGGCCGUCCUAAAUACGCCCCGGGUACUGCUCCUUACCCUGAAUACGCUCCUGGCACCGCCCCAUAUCCCGAGGUCACCAAGCGCGAUAACAACGCCGGUGACUACUUUGUCCCUGGCCCUGCCGCUCCCGCCACUGGCUACAACGGUCCCGGCUACGGCCGCCAGGGCUUUGCUCCUGGCUCUGCCCCCUACCCUGAGUACCCAGGUGCUGGCCGCUACCCUGGCUUCGCCAAGCGCUCCAACGACGCCCUUACCAGCGAGGACCACGACGGAAACUGGAUCGUCCGCCCGUACCUUGAGCCCGAGCAUGACCCUCUCUACGUGACCGUCAACCACGUCGGCAAGCGUGAAGAGAGUGCCAACGACUACUUCGUCCCCGGCCCCGCCGCCCCCGCCACCCGCUACAACGGCCAGGGCUACGGUCGUCCCGGCUUCGCCCCUGGCACCGCUCCCUACCCCGAGUACCCCGGAAUUGCCAAACGUGACGAGAACGCCGGUGAAUACUUCGCUCCUGGCCCUGCCGGCCCUACCGCUGGUUACAAUGGCCAGGUCUACAACGGCCAAGGCUAUGGCCGCCCCAACUACGCCCCCGGCACUGCUCCCUACCCCGAGUACGCUCCCGGUACCGCCCCUUACCCCGAGGUCACCAAGCGUGACGAGAGCGCCAAUGAGGCCAACGACUUCUUCGUCCCUGGUCCUGCUGCUCCCGCCACUGGUUACAACGGCCCCAACCCCGGCUAUGGCAACGCUGGUCUCCCUGGUGCUGCUGGUUCCCGCUGGUACGCUUAAACUGAACUAUCGGGCGAUGGUUGAUAGUUGAUUCGAUACGACACGCUUCCCUUUCUUCUCCUUUCUUUUCC
This is a messenger RNA of Aspergillus ruber CBS 135680, 1607 nucleotides long. RefSeq lists its product as uncharacterized. The record is from RefSeq and is a predicted model, not a curated record. Bases 1 to 1536 code for a protein of 511 amino acids. The transcript has a single exon. Lineage: Eukaryota; Fungi; Ascomycota; Eurotiomycetes; Eurotiales; Aspergillaceae.